UUGGCGCCAAGAACAAUUGAAGUGGCUGAAAAAUCAAUGAAACAAGAUUGAAUGCUAAAGUGAUUGAUUGGGCUGUCCACGGUCUAAAACCCGCUUUCUUUCUCGUAUUUGGUUUUUCAUUGUUGCCUACCAAAGAGUUGAAAACUCUCGAGGCACAAGCGACAGUAUUAGACGCUGGGUAAUGCCGGGAAGAGACUUAUUUUGAAAGGAAAAUUUUGAAGAGAAAAAAAAAUAAUUCCAUGGGUAUGCUGGAGAAAUAGAAAGAGCGGGAUCGAUCGGGGCAACGAAAAAGAAGUGCUUGCUUUCUGCAACAAAAGGUAGGCUACUAGGCAAGCAAUGUCUGAGGAGGGCAAAAUGGAAUCAAACGAGAAGGUGGAUUCCUCCGCACAUACAGCCGAUGGAGAAGUUAUUGAUGUAAAUGUACAGGAUUCAGAGGCAAAAGAUAUUGAACUCCACCAUGACAAUGAUGGGUUGGACCAAAGUCUGGUUGAUGAUGAGCUUUCGCCACUUUCUGAAGAACCAUUUUACCAUCAUGUUGUUUCAUUCUCACAUGUUAAUAAACUAUGUCACAUGGUGUUUCCUAGCAGACUGCGGUCUGAUCUUCCAUCUAAAACAGUUCCUGCUGUUGUCACUUGUCGUGGAAAAUCUUGGGAGAUGACGUUCUUGGGAGGCAGCCAAAAAUUACGUUUCGAAGUACAAUCUUGGAAACGGUUUGCUAGUGACAAUGGUCUGAAAGUUGGAGACGCGAUUUUCUGGGAAUUAAUGGAGAGCAGUGAUGAGAAGGUGAGCUUUAAAGUUCAAAUAAUUCGAGGUGACUUCCCCAGUGAACUGCAGGCACAAGUGAAUGGUGAGACUGCGGCAACUCCAAUAUUAAUAGAAUAGAAUUCUAAAUCAUGGUUUUGAAAGUUCUAUGAAUGGUAUGCUUUUUCUGACGCUGCUGGUUGAAUACUAAGAAUUUUUUUUUUCCUGUAACAAUGGAUGGAUACCUUGUUCGUGUUUUUUGUAUCCAAGUUUUCGGAGUUCUGGUUUGUUCAUUGGAUUCAUGAUACUGCUUAGAUUAGCCACAGAAUUAAAAUCUUUUU
Messenger RNA from Coffea arabica (coffee), 1082 nucleotides. Its product is annotated as B3 domain-containing protein Os04g0386900. NCBI's taxonomy places the organism in Eukaryota, Viridiplantae, Streptophyta, Magnoliopsida, Gentianales, Rubiaceae. The record is from RefSeq and is a predicted model, not a curated record. Gene Ontology annotation, molecular function: DNA binding.